This is a messenger RNA of Myotis brandtii (Brandt's bat), 1308 nucleotides long. RefSeq names its product ubiquitin carboxyl-terminal hydrolase 17-like protein 6. Gene Ontology annotation, biological process: regulation of apoptotic process; protein deubiquitination. Gene Ontology annotation, cellular component: nucleus; cytosol. Gene Ontology annotation, molecular function: cysteine-type deubiquitinase activity; cysteine-type endopeptidase activity. Lineage: Eukaryota; Metazoa; Chordata; Mammalia; Chiroptera; Vespertilionidae. The record is from RefSeq and is a predicted model, not a curated record.
AUGGUGACCUCCUUUCCUGAGAGAGCCUUGCAGUGCCUCAGUUACACCCCGCCCCUGGCCCACUACCUGCUGUCCGGGCGGCACUCACGGGCCUGCAGGCAGCGGGCAUCCUGCACCGUGUGUGCCCUGCAGGCUCACGUGACCCGGGCCCUCCUGCGCCCCGGGGACGUCAUCGUGCCCAAGGGGAAGCUGCUCGCGGGCUUCCACGUGGACCAGCAGGAGGACGCCCACGAAUUCCUACUAUUCAUGCUGGACGCCCUACAGCAGGCCUGUGACGCAACCCUGAUCCACCGGGUCUUUGGAGGCCACUGGAGAUCUCGAAUCCAGUGUCUCUGCUGCCACGGCGUGUCAGACACCCUGGACCCUUACCUGGACAUCGGCCUGGACAUCCAGGCGGAGCAGAGCGUGACCCAGGCCCUGGACCUGCUGGUGAGGCCCGAGCGGCUGGACGGGGGCGACUGCUACAAGUGCAGCGCGUCCCUCCAGAAGGUGCUGGCCACCAAGACGCUGCACCUGCACACGGCCCCCCCCCCCCGGGUGCUCAUGCUGGUGCUGAAAUGCUUCUCGGCGCUGGCGGACAUCAAGGUGGAGCGGGACGUGCGCUACCCCGAGCGCCUGAACCUUCGGCCCUACCUGUCCCGGGGGGUUGGCGUGGGCCCACUGCUGUACCGGUUCUACGCCGUGCUGGUCCACGCGGGCUGCACCUGCCACAGGGGCCACUACUUCUGCUACGUCUGAGCCGUGGGCGGCCCGUGGUUCAAGAUGGACGACACACAGGUGACCACCUGCAACGCUUCUGUGGCCCUGAGCCAAUGUGCUUAUGUGCUCUUUUACGUCCAGACCAGUGAACUGGAAGGAGACAGCGGGGAAGCCCGCUGCCCUGGGAUGGAGCCAGAGGCUCACAUGACCCGGGCCCUCCUGUGGCCCGGGGACGUCAUUGUGCCUGAGGGGAAGCUGCUCAUGGGCUUCCACGCAGGCUGGCAGGAGGACGCUGACGAAUUCCACAUCUUCACGCUGGACGCCCUGCAACGGGCCUGUGUGCAGGAGAAGCGGCCGCAGCCGCCACUGCCACAGCUGCCGGUGCGGCCCUUCCAGGAGGACGCCACCCUGAUCCACCAGGUCUUUGGAGGCCACUGGAGAUCUAGGAUCCAGUGUCUCCACUGCCAUGGCGUGUCAGACACCCUGGACCUUUACCUGGACAUCCAGACAGCGCAGAGCGUGACCCAGGCCCUGAACCUGCUGGUACUGGCAGGCAGCAAGGUGGAGCGGGACGUGCGCUACCCCGAGCGCCUGGACCUGCGACCCUAA